Messenger RNA from Mixia osmundae IAM 14324, 1989 nucleotides. RefSeq lists its product as uncharacterized. The transcript is spliced from 3 exons. Gene Ontology annotation, molecular function: geranylgeranyl diphosphate synthase activity; intramolecular lyase activity. Gene Ontology annotation, biological process: biosynthetic process. NCBI's taxonomy places the organism in Eukaryota, Fungi, Basidiomycota, Mixiomycetes, Mixiales, Mixiaceae. Bases 1 to 1989 code for a protein of 662 amino acids. The record is from RefSeq and is a predicted model, not a curated record.
AUGCUCCUCACCUACUGGAGAGUUCAUCUACUCUUCACAUGCCCACCAACGGCGAUAUUAUUUACGAUCCUCAGCCCGUUCUUGACACAACGAGACACGCUGCGCAUCGUCUUUCAUGCGCUCAUAGCGACCGCAUGGACUUAUGCACCGUGGGCGGUCAGCGGAACAGUCGGCCUCGUGCCCGUCGAGGAGAUAUUCUUCUUCAUCAUCCAAUCUAUCCUCACCGCUUGCGUCGUCUUGCUCGUCACUCUGCCAGAUCUGCCUGCGCUCGCGCUCGCGCCUAAACUGACUUCAGGCAAGCGAUCUGUCAGACCGAGCAGACUGUUGCGAUGGCUGCCUUGCGUCGUCUUCCUCACGCUAGCAGCCUACGGCUGGCGUAUCGCUGAACCCAUCCGUUCGACUUUCUACCUUGGCUGCAUCGCCUGGUGGGCUUUGCCUGUUCUUGCUUUCCUUUGGGCCCUCGGAGGCGACGCGAUUCUCCUCAGGCCCGUCCAAACGUGUCUUUCCAUCCUUCUACCGACGGCGUAUCUCUGUCUCGUCGACGUCAUCGCCCUCAGGGCUGGUACGUGGCAUAUCUCAGAAGCAACAUCGACGGGCCACACGUUCAUCUCGCGAGAUCUACCCACAGAGGAAGCCAUCUUCUUUCUCGUGACCAACAGCUUGCUCACCUUCGGCAUGCUCACAUUUGACAAAGCCUAUGCCAUUCUCGACAACUUUCCAGAGGUCAUCGCUCGACGUUCGCUUGCUGAGGCGCGCCAGUUUGGCAAGACUGCCACGCCUUUCUCCGGCAAGCCCUCGCAGGCCCGCAUGGCUCGUCCCGGUCUGACGCCAGCCUACUUUUCGCUACUCAUAAGAGCGCUGAGGGUUGACGUGCUAGGCUUCCCGCCUUCGACGAGAGCAAGACUAGAAGCUCUGCGCGAGACCCGUCGCAUUCUCGCAACAAAGUCGAAAUCCUUUCAUGCGGCCUCCUUCAUCUUCCCGACAGCCGUACGCACCGAUCUCGUCGCUCUCUACGGCUUCUGCCGGGUCACAGACGAUCUGAUCGACCACGCCGACUCGCCAGAAUCCUGCAAGAAGAUCUUGCAAUCCCUCAGAGAUUGGCUCGAUCUGCUCUACCCGCCCGCGCAUCGACCAGGCACAAAAUCGCCCAGCAAAGCAUCAUCGUUCGAGCUCUCUGCAUUUCUGUACAAGCAUAUACCCGCGCCUGCUCAGCCUGCCUUCUUGCUCAUGGCGAACCUGACAUCGCGCAUACCUAGAUACCCCUUCGAUGACCUCAUAGCAGGCUACGAGCACGAUGCUAUGGGUCGUCAGGUCAUCACGACAUCCGACCUCAUUCGAUACAGUCGCUGGGUCGCUGGCAGCGUGGCAGAGAUGUGCGUCUGGGCCAUGUGGGAGGCAGACGAUGGCGCACCUCACUCGCUAUCUAGCGAGGCUGUCUCCGAGCGCAAGAGAGUACUCAAAGCAGCGGGCGAUAUGGGCGUCGCCUUGCAGCUCAUCAAUAUCGCUCGAGAUAUCCAGGAAGAUGCCCUGAGAGGGCGGAUCUAUAUACCCAAAGACUGGUUCGACGAAGCCACGCCAACGACAUCUGUCAGCUCAUUGGCACCGGUCUCCUUGACAAGGCCGAGCCAUCGUCAGAUGCUCUUCGAGGCCGAUGGCCAGUCACAGGUUUCCAACGAAUUUGUCUACUCGGCCUAUGUCUCGCCUCUCCUGGCGCUUGCGGACCAUUACCUACGCCACGUAGGCAAAGCGAUCGACAGCUUGCCGGUGAGCUGUCAAGCGGGCGUGCGAGCCGCAACUCGCUCCUACCUCGAGAUCGGUCACAGCCUUCGACAAGCUAUAGAACUCGAAGGCGAGGACUUUGACGGUCGCCGCGUCACCGUGCCCCCUCGGCGCCGUCUGCUCGUCGUCCUGCAACAGGUCUACUUUGCAAGUAAUGACCAACGGCCCAGAGCGCGCUCGAGACCGGCUGACACCGCGCACGAGGACUGA